Messenger RNA from Prunus avium (sweet cherry), 1186 nucleotides. Its product is annotated as TIP41-like family protein. The record is from RefSeq and is a predicted model, not a curated record. Lineage: Eukaryota; Viridiplantae; Streptophyta; Magnoliopsida; Rosales; Rosaceae. Gene Ontology annotation, biological process: TOR signaling. Gene Ontology annotation, cellular component: cytosol.
AAUAAAUAAUUGUAUAAACCGUUAACACAAACCCGGAAAAAGUUUGAGGCAGUAUCAGCUCCGAAGUCCGAGUCUCGUUUAAGAGACCCGCCCAAGUCGUCGACACUCACAGUAGUAUAGAGAAGCCAGAACAAAAACGCGAAGCGACGGAAGAAGAAAGAAGAGAAGCAAGGGAAAACCAGGAGAAUCGGUGAGCAGAAAAAUGGAAGUGGAGGUUGACGAGAAGGAGCUGAAAGCCGCCGGAGCUGAGCCGUUGACCGACGGACGCCAUGGCCUCCGUAUCCAUGGUUGGGAAAUCGAGUCUCGCAAGCGCUCCAUUCUCAAGUCCUCCACCCUCGAACUGUGGGAGAAAAAGCUUGAGACAUAUCACAUGCCAGAAAUGGUGUUUGGGGACAGUUGUUUGGCUCUGAAGCAUUUUAAGAGUGGCUUUACAAUUCAUUUCAAUGCAUUUGAUGCUCUAGUUGGGUGGAAGAAGGAAGCUUUGCCACCAGUUGAAGUCCCAGCUGCUGCUCAAUGGAAAUUCCGAAGUAAACCCUCCCAGCAAAUAAUACUGGACUAUGAUUAUACAUUCACAACGCCAUACUGCGGAAGUGAAACUGUUAAGUUUGAUGCAGACAAGCUUGAAGGAGGAGAGAUCUCUAAGGAUACCUGCAAUCUCCAUUGGGAAGACUGCAACGAAAAAAUUGAUGUAGUUGCUUUGGCUUCGAAAGAGCCUAUUCUCUUUUAUGAUGAGGUAGUCUUGUAUGAAGAUGAAUUGGCUGAUAGUGGAGUGUCACUUUUAACUGUAAAAGUGAGAGUCAUGCCAAGUUGUUGGUUUCUCCUGUUGCGAUUUUGGCUUAGAGUUGAUGGAGCACUAAUGAGACUAAGGGACACUCGAAUGCAUUGUGCUUUUAAUGACAAUGCAAGUCCCACUAUUCUUCGAGAAAGCUGCUGGAGAGAAGCCACAUUUCAGGCUUUAUCUGCAAAGGGAUACCCUUCUGAAGAUGCUGCCUAUAAUGAUCCAAGCAUCAUCAGCCAAAGGCUUCCUGUCAUCAUGCAUAAGACCCAAAAGCUAAAGGUACCUGAUAAUGUGUAAGGCUGUAAAUUGUCUCCAUGCAAGAGUUUCUGUUUUGCUGGAUUCUAUUGAAUGUAAACUUUUCUUUUCACAUUCGCAUAUUCUCUUACUCUUUCUCAUGUUUAUUAAGUU